AUGUGCCAAUCAUCAGAACACGAUGAGUUGCGUGCUGAUCAGGCUCACAUGCCCGAUGAGUUACAUAUGAGGCGGGAGGUGGACUGGAGCAAGCACCCGUCGGUGGCGCGGCCCAGCCAGGUGACGCUGCCGUUCCUGGCGUUCGCGCGCCGCCCCGCGCCGCACCACGAGGAGGUGCGCCGCCGCGAGCUGCACACCGCCGCGCCGCGCUCCCGCCUCAUCUUCGAGGUGCCGCGCCGCCCUGACUUCCGCUACGCCUACUAGACGCGCCUUCUCUCGCCGAUCGACGCCCUGGGUUCAAAAGGACACCGAUGAAAAGGGAAACCAAUGGUAACCCUCGUUGAUGCACGGUGGACAAAAAGUCUUUUAUUUCUUGCGAGUUGCUAUAAAAGACACCCUCAUUGAUACAGGAUGGCCGAAAAGUGGUAUUUUCUGCGAAUUGCUAUAAAAGACACCCUCGUUGAUACAGGGUGGGCAAAAAAAAGUUAUUUUCUGCGAGUUGCUAUAAAAGACACCCUCGUAACCCUCGUUGAUACAGGGUGGACCAAAAAAUGUAUUUUCUGGGAGUUGCUUCAAAAGACAUCUCCACUGUGACCAGUGACGUAACGGAAAGAAUGCAGACCCGACUGCAACACUUUUGCCUGGGCCCCCUUGAUAUAAAAGUGUAGAGCAAACGGGAGUUAGUGCCUUAAAUAAUAAAACUAUCCCCUAAAAAUAGGUACUCUUUUACCCGGGCCCGCUUGCAUUGCCGGCCUCGUGGGCCCGAACGGUACGCCACUGGUCUGCGAUGUCAAAAGACGUAACCAGAAAAUUUCACCGAGCAGACCUUUGUAGUCAUUUUUAGGACUACAAAUGCUGCCUUUUUCAACAAACAAGUGUAUUGGAGGGCUACCAUUGUAUUUCCAUAAAAUGCUACCAAAAUGCAAAGGGUUGCCAUUAUAUUCGCCCUUACCCUUUAAAAGUACAAUUUUAACAUAAUCCUUUUUGAACUUACGGUGUCGAAAUGCUCUUGUCUUUGUUGUGGUUCUAUAUUAAGACAAGUUUCAACUAGAUGUACUUUAUAAUGUUCUGUCAUAUUUUUUAUUUCUUUGUGUAUAGCUUCUUCCAUUUUUACAUUAUCAAAUAUUCCGAUCUUCUCCUCCUUUCUCCUCUUUUCUCAUUUGUUUUGUCUUAUAUUAAUGUUUUUGAGAACAAUUCGGCGCAAAAUAUAUUCCUUCCAAUUCGCUUUCCUGUUCAUUUUUCCAAUAACUUUCCUUUCCUCUUUUAAUUCUUCUCAGUUAUGAUUCAUUAAUUUUUGUGCAUUGGAUACUCAAAUGUUCUUUUAGUACAUUUCGUCAAACAGCAUUUAGUCGGAUUCUUUUUUAUUCUAUGUGAACAAGAGUAAAUGAGUGUCAACAUCGAGGCAGAUUUAUUUCUCUUUUUAUACAUGUUUCACUGUAAUUUUUUUAAAUUAAAAGAAGAAACAAGCUGUUUGACGACGAUACUUCUGUUCUAAGCUGUUUGUAAAAAAAUCAAAUUUAUCCUCAUUAUAAUGUACAAAUAUUACUUAUUUACUGUAAAUUACUUUAGUGUCAUUCAGUUUUGUAAAAUGUAAGUUAUCUUUAACUCUAGAAUUUCUUGGUUAAGAUGUGCACAAAAUAUUUUGUUCUAAUACAAUGCAUUUUCUAACAGAACAUUUAUAUCAACCCUGCAGACCGAUCAUUACUCACAAAUUAAACAUGAUAUUGUAAUUUCAAUGCUUAUUCCAUUUACUUAACUCAGGAGGGAAUCGAUUGCGAAACGAACUCGAACUAGGUCGAAACUAAUGUUUCUCGCAAAAGAUGUAAAUUUUUCUGUAAACACAUACCAAAAAAUAUAUAUUCCAAAUAACACAUCUACAAAACUUAGCAUGCUAAAUUUCUUUAGACAUUUUACCAUCUAUAUGUGUUCGUAUCUCAGAACUCUGAUUAAAAUGGCAGACAAUAUUCACUUAUUGCUUUUGAAAUUAAUUUAAGAAUAUCCUGAAAAAUAUGAAAUUGUGAAACGCAGUUGUCAUAUAUUUUAAAAUGUCAUUUGUAUUGAAGUUUGUUUGUAACCAAAUAUUAAAACGAAUGCAUAUGUUUUAGAAAUGUCUCGUUUGGAUACUCAGACGCUUUUAGUUUCCUUGGCCUAUGAUAGAAAUGUGUCUUAGGCGCGGGCGCCUUUCUAGGAAAAACUAACACAUGCUUUUGCAGAGUUGCAAUUAUGUUAAAACAUCCUUUGCUUUUCUUCACUACAGUUAGUUUCUCCAGUGAUUUUUAUAUUGCAUUCUUGUUGCUUAAUGCUAACAAAGUUAUAUUGCAUUUUUGUCUAAGUUUUAGAUAUACUUUUUAUUUUUGUGGAAAUUAGACUAAUAGACUGUGAUAUAUUUUAUUACGUCGCUAUGUACUUUUUUGCUGGAUAAUAAAAAUAUAUUUUAAAUAGCA
Gryllus bimaculatus (two-spotted cricket) is the source of this 2444-nucleotide messenger RNA. NCBI's taxonomy places the organism in Eukaryota, Metazoa, Arthropoda, Insecta, Orthoptera, Gryllidae. The record is from the annotation of a GenBank genome assembly.